Messenger RNA from Leptosia nina, 1242 nucleotides. Lineage: Eukaryota; Metazoa; Arthropoda; Insecta; Lepidoptera; Pieridae. The record is from the annotation of a GenBank genome assembly.
AUGGAGCUGGAAGACGUGGAAAUGUACGGCAAUGGCAACUACGCUUAUGACGACAACGGCACUUUCAACAGCACCUUCGAGAACUGCCCCAACAUUAACCUGCCCGUCGUUUACGUGGUCACGCAGAUCCUCUACGCUAUCGUCUGCGUGGUCGGCUUGCUUGGCAACACCCUCGUCAUUUACGUGGUGCUCCGCUAUUCCAAGAUGCAAACCGUCACCAAUAUGUAUAUCGUCAACCUGGCUAUAGCCGACGAAUGUUUCCUUAUUGGAAUACCCUUCCUCAUAAUCACGAUGUCUCGCGGAGCCUGGCCCUUCGGCAGGUUCAUGUGCAAGGCGUACAUGAUAUCAACUGGAAUUAACCAGUUUACCAGCAGCAUCUUCCAUUGUAUCAUGAGUGCAGAUAGAUACAUAGCAGUGUGUCAUCCUAUAGCAGCGCCGCGCUUCCGAACUCCCUUCGUGUCUCGAGUUGUGGCAGCCACGGCUUGGACCGCCUCCGCGCUUGUCAUGACACCUAUAUUUAUGUACACGACCCUCAUACCGACGGAGAACGGAGUCUCAUGUAACAUAGUAUGGCCGGAACGCGAUUUUAACAAAGGAUCCAGAACUUUUACUUUAUAUUCGUUUGCCUUAGGUUUUGCGGCCCCUCUUACCCUUAUUUUUAUAUUUUACUGCCUUGUGAUCCGAAAACUAAAGACAGUUGGACCAAAAAAUAAAUCCAAGGAAAAGAAGAGAUCUCACAGAAAGGUUACUAGACUCGUUCUCACGGUGAUAGCAGUGUACGUGUUGUGUUGGCUUCCGUACUGGACUUUCCAAGUAGCCCUCAUAUAUUCGCCGCCAACGGAAUGUGCCAGUCGGAUCACCAUCACAGUAUUCCUGGUAGCCGCCUGCUUUAGCUAUAGCAACUCUGCAAUGAAUCCGAUUCUCUACGCUUUCUUGAGUGACAAUUUUAAGAAGAGUUUCCUGAAAGCUUGCACCUGCGCCGCCGGUAAGGACGUGAACGCCGCAUUACACGUAGAGAACAGCGUAAUAACGAGAAAAAAAGGUGGUGGAGCAGCACGAGCUCAGUGCCGAGCGGCUGGAGAGAUGAGGCGAGUCGUGAAUGUUGCUGGGUCCCGAUCGGAAGCAUCUACUGCUGUGACGUCACAGUCGAUGGCGGUCGCCGAGCCGUUGCACAUGGACGUGCGGCCUUCUCCACUGACUCCUCUCAUAACGCCCAACGGGCUGACUCACACGCGCCUCUGA